Molecule: messenger RNA, 1437 nt
Organism: Aphis gossypii (cotton aphid)
Lineage: Eukaryota; Metazoa; Arthropoda; Insecta; Hemiptera; Aphididae
Exons: 3
Coding region: 1-1233 (410 amino acids)
Source: RefSeq, a predicted model, not a curated record
AUGUCCGAAACACCGAUGACGGUCCACAACCUCAGUAAAGAUCGACCAGUGGAAAAUAAGCGGAUGGUGUCAGUGGAACGUCUGAGCCCGGAAAACCGAUCAGCUAUAGAAUACCUGUUACCGAACAGCCGGUCAAUGAAUGUCCAUCCAUGGGCAUCCCUCGGGACACGAAUGCCUCCCAAUAAUGGUAGUAAUAUGUCGGUCAUCCGAAAUCGAUACCCGAAUAAUCAUAGGUAUGACAACAGUGAUGAUGGCGUAGUGCUCGAUACCCAAAAAAAUAUCAACAGGCAAAUUAAUCACAUUGAUUAUUCAAAUUUAGAAACAGACAACUGGGCCAUCAAAAAAGAGCGGCCAACUGAUUAUCACGAUUCAUAUGACUUGACUUAUAACAUUGCUGAUUAUGGAAGUAAACAAAGUGAUAGUAUAGCAGGCAUAGAUGAAUUAAAUAAAGGUCCUGGAGUAGAAUUAGACCCAUACUAUUCAACUAUUUACGGCCCUUAUAACAAAAGACCAAUAGAAAGCAAACCGAGUAUGGAUCAUCAACCCCUGAGCACGAAUUAUCAACUUCAAAGUUUGAAUUAUCAACCACCCAGUACGAAUUAUAAUCCCCCGCGUAUAAGUUAUGAACCACCGAAAAUUACGGCUCCGCAAAGUCCUAUUUUGCCAGAUCCUCAACAAAAGAUAGAACUGCUACCAUUAUCAAAUAAAAGUGUAGUCGAUUGGAGAUUAUUCACUAUAUUUUCACUCAUUAAGCUUGGAAUAGUCAAAUUAAAAUCAAUUGCCAUUAUAAAAAUAUUAUUAUUUCUUCUAUUUAAUCUAAAAUUAUUAUUGAUAAUAUUAUUUUUUAAAUUCCUAUUACUUUUAAAAUUAUUAAAGGCCAUGAUACUCCCGUUCUUAUUAGUACCACAGCUGCUUACUGCACUAACUCUCCCCAUGAUUUUGUCUACGUUAAUUUCGAUUCCGAGGCGGAUAAUCCGAUUUUUGACCACCCCAAAUAAUUCAAGCGCAGUUCCAUCAACCUCAUCAAGCUUACCAAGUAAUAUGGUUCCAAGUCUACCAAGUAAUAUGGUUCCAAGUCUACCAAGUAAUACUAGACCUGCAGGUCUACCAAGUAAUUUUGUACCAUUUGUACCAAGACCACCUAGUGAAACGAUGGACCCGUUUAACCGCCUUCCAGGGCAAAGACCUACGGGCAUUGCAGGACCUCUGGUACCAUUUCCAGGAACAUCAUGAACAAGAUAAUGCGUGGUGUAUUGAAACCCAUUUUGAAGAUAAACUUGAAUCAUAUUUAAAAACGUACGAUGGCAUAAACAAUGAAUUGAAAAAAAGUUCUCAGUAGAAAACCACCGAUAAUUGGUACACACAGUGCGUAAAACAUUAUAACUGUAAAAGUACUAAUUUUAUGUCACAAAUACAUAAAAAUAAUUAUAAUUUAAA